CAUCGCUACGUCAGGAAGUGCGUGUACGGCUACGACCGGAGUCGAGACGAGGAGCGAUGAUGGAGCUGCGUCCACCUGAGAAACUGCGCUCGUUAUGAUGAUUGCGGACGCUCGCAGCGACGAUUGCCUCCUGCUGCGUCAUCACGAACUCGUCAUGUAGCGACACAAUCCACACACAUACGAUGUGAAUCGGAUGCUCGCAACUCGUGAAGCUAACUGUUAGCUCAGUCACAGAGCUGCUCAUGAUGAUGAUGAUGAUGACGACGAUGAUGAUGAUGAUGAAGAGGAGGAAGAGACCUUAAUGUCUGAUCAGCGACGGAGUGUCCGGUCAUCAAAUACAGACAUGGCGUCACAGCUUCAGGUGUUCUCCUCACCUUCUGUGUCCUCCAGUGCCUAUUCUCGCUCAAAGAGGCUCAAAGUAGAGAACCCUGCCUGGGAUGUGUCCAGCCAGCUUGGAGACAAUGGUUACUACCAGCAGAGUCCCAGCCAGGGAGUUGCACCCUCCACUUCUGGCUCUAACUUCAACCCAGUGUACAACCUCAACCAGGUUCAUCUGCCUGCUGCAGGUUCCCGGGAGCAGACAGUGGUGCGGGCAGCGGACAGCACAGGCAGCCUUCGUGGACCUCCCUCCUCCACCUCGUCCACCUCCUCCAGCCGCCGCAUCAAGGACGCCACGUCGUCCUCGCAGCCGUGCGACCUCUACCACAAGCAGUAUAGCUUGAAGCGGAAAAGCGAGGAGGUGGACAGCAGUGACAGCGUCCAGAUACUGGAGGAGCUCUCGGCACCUGUCGUCUCAAACCGCGCUGGUGGUGGUGGAGGAGGGACCACCACUGCUCAAUCCAUAGCACAUUCCACUUCUACGACAAAGAGCAGCAACUCCCACAGCGAGGGCGACUACCAGCUGGUCCAGCAUGAGAUCCUGUGCUCGAUGUCAAACAGUUACGAGGUGCUCGAGUUCCUAGGGCGCGGCACUUUUGGUCAGGUGGCGAAAUGCUGGAAGCGCGGCACAAAUGAGAUCAUGGCCAUCAAAAUCUUGAAGAAUCACCCCUCUUACGCUCGGCAGGGACAAAUAGAAGUGAGCAUCCUCAGCAGACUGAGCACAGAGAACGCAGACGAGUUCAACUUUGUCCGCUCAUACGAGUGUUUCCAGCACAAGAACCACACGUGCCUUGUGUUCGAGAUGCUGGAGCAGAACCUGUACGACUUCCUGAAGCACAGCAAGUUCAGCCCGCUGCUGCUCAAAUGCAUUCGGCCCAUUCUGCAGCAGGUGGCCACGGCGCUGAUGAAGCUGAAGAGCCUGGGGCUGAUCCACGCCGACCUGAAACCCGAAAACAUCAUGCUGGUCGAUCCUUUGCGGCAGCCGUACCGAGUGAAAGUGAUCGACUUUGGCUCCGCCAGCCACGUGUCUAAAGCGGUUUGCUCCACCUACCUGCAGUCGCGGUACUACAGAGCUCCAGAGAUAAUCCUGGGACUUCCUUUCUGUGAAGCCAUCGACAUGUGGUCUUUAGGAUGCGUCAUUGCGGAGCUGUUUUUGGGAUGGCCCCUUUAUCCUGGUGCAUCAGAGUAUGAUCAGAUACGUUACAUUUCCCAGACCCAGGGUCUCCCAGCAGAGUACCUGCUGAGUGCAGGAACCAAGACCUGCCGCUUUUUCAACAGAGGGCCCGACUCAAGCUACCCACUCUGGAGACUGAAAACGCCCGCGGAACACGAGGCAGAGAUGGGGAUCAAAUCAAAGGAGGCGCGUAAAUACAUCUUCAACUGCCUUGAUGACAUGAUGCAGGUGAACAUGACAAACCUGGAGGGGACAGACAUUUUGGCAGAGAAGGCCGACAGACGGGAGUUCAUAGACCUGUUGAAGAAGAUGCUGACGCUGGACGCAGACAAGCGCAUCACGCCCGUGAAAACCCUGAACCACCCGUUUGUUACCAUGACACACCUGCUGCACUUCCCUCACAGCUCACAUGUGAAGUCCUGCUUCCAAAACAUGGACAUAUGCAAACGCCGAUGCAGCGCCUUUGAGAAUGGAAAAAAUAUGUUUGCCAACAACAACACCCCAAGUGCAGCCACCAACCUCACUGUCACCUUUAGUAGCCAACUAAACCAGCACAACCAGAUGUCCUCCACAGGAGGCCAGUCUCUGUCUCUCAGCAGUAACGUCCCACUGCUGAACUACCAGCCUGGCCUCUACCAGCAGGCCACCAUCAACAUCCCUGGCCUGACCCAGCAGGGCGUUCCCCUGCAGACCAGACCCACCCAGCUCUGUGCCCAGACCGAACCCUUCCAGCAGACACUCAUAGUGUGUCCCCCCACCAUCCAGGGUCUUCAAACAUCCAAUAAGCCCUCUGGUUAUCCUGUGAGGAUGGACAACUCGUUGCCCUUAGUUCCUCAGAACCAGUCAUCCCAGUCUCUUCACAUCCAGCCUGGCAUGCUGACACAGGCCUCCGUCCUCGACCCCCUGCUGUUUGGCAGCCUGUACGCCUCAGUGGCAGCAAUGCCACAUUUAGGCUCGGUCCAGCCGCCAGUUGGCUGCAGAGGUGGAAACCUCUGCAGCUGUCUGGAUCAGAAUGCCUCCAUGCUGCAGGGCUGGCCAGCAGGCACUCAGCAGAUACUCAUCCCUUCAACCUGGCAGCAGAUGCCAGGCAUGGCCAUCCACAACACUGGGCAGACCGUAGUGCCCGACUCACCCAUGGGAGCAUCUGUCUCUGACAGUCAACAAGCUUCCGGCUGGAGGGGUCGUCGUGGCAGCCAGUAUGACGGUGUCAACCAGCAGGACUCUGGUGCUGGCCGUCUCCAAAACCACAACUCAGGGGCCACUCACUCAAGAGCCCAACAGGGCAAGAGGUCAAAGGCUCGACAUGCUGAGCGCAGAGCCAGAUCUGUGUCAUCGGUGCAUUCAGCCACCACUGUGGUGAACAACACCUCAACAUGUGCUGGCGACCAGACUCAGCCCAUUGUCAUCUCUGACACGCCCAGUCCUGCCGUCAGCAUCAUCACCAUUCACAGUGACUCAGAGGAUGACGACGACAGGAAGUUCCCUGCUGCAUGCUCUGGAACGAGCCAGAGGACCAACGUGAUCAGUUGUGUGACAGUACAUGACUCUCAUGACUCUGACUCCUCCACCAGCAGCCCCCUCAGCCCCAAGAGCAGCUCACAGCCCAGCAAGUCUCUGGCUAUCAUCCUGCCCUCUGUGAAGAGCCAGCCAGGAGAGAGCACAACCCACAAAGCUCCAGCAGCUCCAGUUCAAGCUGUAAGUGGCUUUGGAAAGUCAAAGAAGGGAUCGACAGUUCAGUCCAGUCGGCCCGGAGAUUCCAACACGGAUCGGCAUCAGCGGGCGGCUUCCAGCAGAUCUCAGCCUCUUAACCUGAGUCAGGUACAGCAGUCGGUAAUGUCAUCAUCCCAUGAACAAACAGUAACCAGUAUCUCCCUGAGGCGUCAGCCCACGUAUCCCCCUCCGGUCUCGUCCCACUCGUCCUACCGCCCCCACGAGAGCACCCUUUUCACCUCGACCCCCAACCUGUAUGCCUACCCGGCAUCAGCCGCGUUGGCGUCCGUGUCUCAGGCUGUGGACCAAAUGCACGGCGGUUCGUCCCGCCACAGCAGAGCGGGUGGAGCGUACCCCUCACUCGCGCUGCUGCAGAAGAACAGCAACUUGGCCCUGGGAGGUUCUACUCCGGGGCAGUUCACCAACCACCCCCAACAUCACCAUCAUCAUCAGCAGCAGCCGCAGCAUCAGCAUCUGGGGGAGCAGCCGUUCCAUCGCUCCAGUGCGGCUUAUCAACGAAAACUCAACCAGUAUCCCUUCCUGUAAACACUGACGGAUGCUCUGCGCGAAGACCAAAUGAAGACCAAGACUAGAGAGGAGCACAAGCCUCGUUACAGGCAGGUGGGAUUUGACUUGUUCUCUGCUUCAGUUUUUAAUUUCCUUUACUGUCAAGCUUUCGUUUUAAGGAGCUUUUGCUGGUUAGUUUGGAUAAAAUAACCGUGGAAUGCAUUUGUAUUUUAAUCAUGUUCAGUUUUAAUUUUAAGCUACUCCUUCCUUUGGAGUUAGUCAUGACACAAUGUGGAUCAGGACAGCAUAUGAAUCCACAUCAGAUAAACCAGACAGGAAUUGUUGCACUGUAUUUUUAUUCUAAAACUAGGGUGACCAACACAGUAAAUGAGGGACAAAGACAACGUGGGACGC
Molecule: messenger RNA, 4183 nt
Organism: Solea solea (common sole)
Lineage: Eukaryota; Metazoa; Chordata; Actinopteri; Pleuronectiformes; Soleidae
Gene: hipk1a
Product: homeodomain interacting protein kinase 1a
Exons: 17
Coding region: 302-3808 (1168 amino acids)
Biological process (GO): peptidyl-serine phosphorylation; smoothened signaling pathway; peptidyl-threonine phosphorylation
Cellular component (GO): nucleus; cytoplasm; PML body
Molecular function (GO): ATP binding; protein serine/threonine kinase activity; protein tyrosine kinase activity
Source: RefSeq, a predicted model, not a curated record